AGAUGGCGUCUAAAACACGUGUUCUUUGGUUUUAAUAUAAACGGUUAUAAACGAUUACUUUAUUGAGCUCACUAUUGCAAAUUCCCCGCAAUGGAUGUUUCACUGAUUGGCUCGUAUACAAAGCUUCAAAACACUAAAAUUCCUUUGGAAGAACGUAUCGAAAUUUCUCGGAAAAUUGUUAGCGACACCCAGUGCUUUCUGCCGAAUAAAAAACAAGUUAUCCUUGAUUGGUCGUGUCAAGAAUUGAGCAACAUUCGCAGUGGAGAGAAAAGCGACAAGGAUGAUUUUAAGUUUGUCGAGAAUGAAAUAAGAAUUUGGAAAAUUCUUAGUGAAGUCUUAAAUGAUCCAGAGAGCAAGAUUGUUCUGCGCCAAAAACAUUUGACAUUAUUGUUCCGAGAAUUGGAUGAAAUUAAAAGCUUUCUCGGAAAGUUUUGUUCUGACAAUGGCUACUUUAGUGAUGUUACCCAAGAUCGACUUCUGUCUAUCUUCUCGUGUUUUCAAGCAAUCUCGAAAAAUUCCAACAUGUCCUUAGCAUUUUUUAACAAGUUGGAAAAUCUUGAACAAUAUUUGAAAGGGAUUUUGACUUGUUUUUUGAGUGUACUACUUAUGCAAUCACAUAUGCAUUCUGCGGAUUUUGUCCAAGAGCUUUGUCACCUCGUUGUUAUCGUGUUACGGCAGUACAAUACUGUGCUGUGCCAACAAGUUGCAUAUCAUAAAAAUUUCAUCAACCUUUGUGAGAAGUUGUUACCUCUUCUUUUGUUUGGAAUAACUGUUUUAAAAGGUGACUUUUGUGAAGUCAAAGAUUCAAGCAAGAAAGAAAUUAGUUUUGCAAUUGAGGCUGUAAUAAUUUCUGGGUUAUUCCACAAAGAUCUUGUAUUAAAUUAUAAUCCUGCUGUCAUUCCUCAACAACAAAUUGAACCAAGCCCAAAAAAGCAGAAACUAGUUAAUCCCUAUAAGCAGUUAUUUGAUGUCUUGGAAAGCUUGAGAAAAGACAAUGAAGAGAGCACUAGUAUAGAAGGUGUCAAUGUCACACCAGAUAUGAUAUAUCUAACGAUCUCCACAAGUUUACCCUUUCUCCUGGAAAGUUUCCUGAAAGUUAUUCAAGCAGAUGAAAAGGCAGACAAAGCAAACAAAUUUAGUUUCUUUGUUCAGCUUUACAAUGCUGUAGCUCCAAGUGGAUUAGCUGGGAAUAUUCCAGACGUCACCAGAAUUGAUAUUCUCAAUAAAAUGCUGAAAAUUAUUGUGGAUUAUGAUGUCUGUGAGAUUGCUGAAGAUGAAGCUAAUGAUAGACCAGUAUUUAAUUGGUUCAUAAAUUUUUUAGAAAAUGUCUUGUUUUCUCAAAGUCAUCACAAUACUGGAACAUAUCAUUGUCUUGAUAUAAUAUUGAAACUCAACCAUAAAAUUAUUGAACAUUUUCUGGAAAUUGUGCUAGCUAUAUGUUUCAAAAAAUCAAAAGAAGAUUCUAUUUCUGAAGCCAUUGAUAAAGCAAAAGCUGUUCUACUGAGAAACAUUGUGGAAACAUAUACCAAACUACAACAGUUGGAAAACCUGGUCAGAUAUAUUCUAAAAGUUUUCAAUGAAUUGGGAAAUGAAUUGGGCAACAUUUCAGUUGAUGUUUUGACAAAGCUCUCCAGGUCCUUUGAACAAUGUCCUUUAAACCAAAGCCUUAGCAUACUACAAUAUUUCCUCUCCAAAAUGAAAGAAAAGGUUCAGUCAAUGGAGCACAAAGAUGGAUGCACUGACAUGUCGUUAGAAGGAAUAAGCAUUCUCUUUGUAACAUUUGUUCAAAAUUCAUCUUUUAAUGCAGCUGAUCCACAUGGUCUUGAUCAAAAGAAAGCAACCAGCCUGGAGAAACUUGUUAGGGAACUCAAAGUUGCAAUAAUCAUGCCACUGAUUAAUGCUUUUCCAAUGCAUAGACAAACCUCUCAAAAACAACUUGGUUUCUCUGUUUUGUUCCUCAUUCAUGGCUUGAAUAGUUUGGUCAUGUUUUUACAUCAGCACAAUGUUAUUCCUGUGUCAAAUGAUCAUUAUAUUGAGAUUUGCUGGGAUUCCAAAGUGGAAUCUUUCAUUCCAGAUGAGAUUUGCAGAGGUUUGUCAAUAUUGAAAAAGAACAGACGUCUGAGAUUUUGUAUGGAAAUUCUUGUUGUGCACAGAAUGCGACGUCUACUUCUAAACGCAAACUUUGACCAGAACGAAUAUGACCACAUGGUAAACAUUUUGUUCAACUUCCAAAAUUCUCUCACAGAAUUGGAAAUUUCUUCUGUUACUUGGAACUCUGAUCCCCAAUGUGUGGACAGUACAAAUUAUCCCAUUGCCCACUGGAACCUUGUUACCCAUUAUGCACCUUUGUUCAUCCCAUAUUGCAAUGAAAAACAGCUACAAGCAUUCUCUGAAUUCAUGAUCAGAACCCUUGUCCACAAAGGGGAAGAAUCCGAACAGGAUGAUUUGACAAUUUAUCGCAUUUCUGAAAGCAUUCUAAAGAACAGUGAACUGCUCGUUUUGCCAUCAUUACAAGAAGCUGUUGUAAAGCAGAUUUGGAUUUUGUUAGGUGAAUGUAUGAAGCAAAUGGUUAGUGACAAAUUAUCAGAUGUUUUUACCUGGGAAGCAUCUGAAGAUGACGUCGAUGAAAUGGAAGAUAGCAAGAACGGCAAUCGUGAACGUAAUUUGCAGCCUGGAAAGAUGGAUAUGAAUAGAGCCACUUCAUCUGCACAGAUGAUCGCCAGUGUUAUGAAUAGCGGGCUUCUUGAGAAAGACAGAAAAGAGAAAAAUAAGAAGAGUAAUGAGAACUUGAGCAUGGUAGCUCGCCUUUUAAAAGUCUUACAAAGGUUACCAUGUCAUCACUUUACACCAAGUAAUAAAAUUCGUUGCAUUCUUGGUUCAUUAGCUUGUGAUGUUCUCUUGGAAUCUUGUCGUGAUUCUCAUCAUACGGCUGCUCAAUUAUCGUGUCGUGAAAUCGUUACAACUCUACUCCAAAGUUUGCUUCAACAACGUGAAUUUUCGGUGUGGCGAGUGGUUGAUAUGGCAGCCCUAUUGCGAUGGAUUUAUCAGACAAUUCCUGAUUACAGUGACAGGAAUUCCGCCGAAACACCUUCCAAUGUUGAAAGAAAGUUUCUUGAUGUUUCCAAAGAACUACUCACAUUUGCCGCCGCCCUGAGCUUGAGAUUAUCAAGCAAGGGAAGUCAAAGCACUGUUGAUUUCAGCAAAGAACGUGUCGCAUCGCUGGCAGGUUCCGUUGACGUCGGAAAUCCAGAGUUGUCACGAUGUGUUGAAGUACUUCUUAUAAUUAUUUACGCUGGAUCAGAAUUUUUGGAACAGAAGGGAAGUAGUUCGUCAACGAAGACAGUGCGUUCUGUAAUUUCAGAGGCUGCAUUUGGUCUGACAAAUUUUAUCAAGAGCAUCCUCGAAGAUGAGAAUUCUUGCCAACAAAAGAAAGGUCGUGCCGAGAUGUUGGUUAUAAAGUUAGUCGGAGUUCUAACGAGAGCGAUGAAAUCUUUCAACGAUACGAAGUUAUCUGAGAAUAAAGAGUCUACAAAUGCUCCUGAGGAGUGGGGUGAAAUUGUUUGUAUGGUGGUCGUCAAGAUUUUGGGAAAGAUGGAAGACCUAGGAAAUUCUGCCAGUGGUUUCCUCGAUGUCAGUGAUGAGAUGAUAACGUUUAUUACAGUCUUAACGGACGUGUUUAAGGGUAGUCAAGAGCACUGUGAUCACAUACCGGUCGAAUUACGCGCUCGAAUUCUCCGAAAGUGUUUGGAAGUUCUCAGAGAUGUUGGGCUCACUCCUGGAGACGGAAUAUGCGAGAAAGAAAGCAUGACAAAAGAAUCAAAUAAACUUGAAGAGGUGAUACGUGGAUUGCUUGCAAGCCUUCUCGAAGAGAACGCAGGAAGUAAUUGUAUCUUUGUCUUGGAAAAUAUCAUUGAAUGGAGUAUUGAAAAGAAUGAAGUAUCUACUCUCCAUACUGGUUUCUCCGUUUUAAGAGAUUUGCUUACCACAAAAGUAGCCAAGCAAAACAAGAAAAAGCUUCGUUCAAUUGCGGUGAACAUCGUGAUAACAUUGUUAAGUAAAGCUGUGACCAAUAAUGAGAUUUCGAAUGUAGUUCUAGAAACUGUUGCCGCUCUUGUAACACUUGGUGCUGGAGUGUUCUACCCUCAUGAAGUAGCCCUGGUGUUUCAAGCAUUAUCUCUCACACCGGAAGUUACAAGCCUUGGGUCCUUCUCGCGUAUCUUCAUGGCCAAGUUCAACAUUUUAAGUUGGACAUUGUUCUAUUAUCCUGAUUAUGUUUACGGAGCAGUGCACGUGUUUCUACCCUUUGUUCGGGAAUUACUUACCCUUCUUCUCGCUCAGGGAGCAAAAAUGACCGAUGAAAAAAUAAAGUCAGAGGGGGUCGCCAUAGUGUUAAAUUGUGUGGAGAAGAUGUCUCGUCUUUACCAAGAAAUGGCCUCCCACAAAGAUGUGCUAUCAAAAUACUCGAUCUAUUUCCUCGCCGACUGUGUUCAUGUGAUGUGCAUGCAUAGUGUACCUGAGGUGAUGCGUGAGGCGCUCGUCCAAGGUGUUCAUUUCUUGUUUGACAUAUGCAGUGAUGAUGGACUCCAGAAGCUUCACGUCUAUCUACCUAGCAAUGAACGAGAACUGUUCCGAUCUUUAAAGGACGACUACAUGAAACAUCACAAGUUUAAGGGAAAUGCUUGAACUUCUAACUGUAUUAAUAAAUUAGGAAACUAAUCAAAUCCUCAUCAAGAAUUCAUUACAGACUGUGGACUGUAUGAACUAUCGCGUACCGAAAUAACGGGGAACCCCUCGUUUACAUAGUCUAGAAAUAACAUCUUUAUAAAACCCGUGUAAACAAGAUAAAAUGUAAACAAGAUAAAAUGUAAACAUGACUGAAUUUUUAUAAUACUGACCUGUGUAAAUCAUUGAUAUAAAUACGUCCAGCAGACUCGAAUCCGGCGCCAUCUUUGUAUUUCAAAUUCAGCGCUCUGAUAGGCUCUAUAUACAGCCUGUUAAAGUUUACCAUAGACAAUUCAAAAGAAAUGUCUUUUGGAUUGUCUAUGAGUUUACCAUUCCACCCUAGCGUUCAAUGACUCCAUCUACACGACAGGUGCCAUCUUGGUACUCGUAAUUCUUCAGACGGUUUAAAUAUAUCCAUGCUCUAAAUACAGACGUAC
Molecule: messenger RNA, 5159 nt
Organism: Dendronephthya gigantea
Lineage: Eukaryota; Metazoa; Cnidaria; Anthozoa; Malacalcyonacea; Nephtheidae
Product: unhealthy ribosome biogenesis protein 2 homolog
Exons: 1
Coding region: 91-4683 (1530 amino acids)
Biological process (GO): ribosome biogenesis
Cellular component (GO): nucleolus
Source: RefSeq, a predicted model, not a curated record